This is a messenger RNA of Tricharina praecox, 1138 nucleotides long. RefSeq lists its product as uncharacterized. The coding region runs from base 158 to 814 and encodes 218 amino acids. The transcript has a single exon. Lineage: Eukaryota; Fungi; Ascomycota; Pezizomycetes; Pezizales; Pyronemataceae. The record is from RefSeq and is a predicted model, not a curated record.
CCUUGUUUAUAAAAGGCAGACCUCCUCUUGUGCCGGCCGGUGGUUUCUUUCCUCAUCAUCUUUCUCAUCGUCUUUCUCAUCACUGUUGUGAUUGAUUUCAUUGAUUUCAUUUCUUUCCUGCUUUCUCAUCGUUGUUUGGUUCACUACCCUACCAUCAAUGCCUCUCCAUUCUCGCCAUACCUCCCUUAUCUCUUUCCAUUACCAUCCUCCACAUUUCUGCACACCCGAUCCUACAACUUUCUACUACCCUACCCCUCUUCCGAGAAAACGAUUGUCAAGUCGGACGACCUCCAGUCCGUCUCCUUCGCUGGUACCAUCACCAUCCUCCUGUUGUCAACCACCCAACUUCUCAACCACUCCACAACCGCCGCUCCCAGAAAGUAUGGCCGCCACUAUCAUUCCAACGUGCUACCUGCACGCCGCAGUCCAGUCAUCCCUCUCCCAUCGUCGCCCACAAUCUAUUUGCUCCCGAAUACAACAUCACGGCACUCGACGCCGGUACAGCCAAGUCCCUCCUCGUCGUCUUGGCCUACUCGCCCUACUCGUCGCCGCUUUAACGGACGAGGACUGCAGCAACAGUGCCGAUCAUACAGCGUCUCCCGUCCAGGAGAUAGGACUACCGAAGAGUCACAAUGGUAGCGAACAGGACAUGGAGGCGGUUGUGGAAAUGAAGCAGAUCAUGGAGGAGGUGGAGGAGAUGGAGGAAAUGAAGAAGAUGGUGGAGGUGCACAUGUCGGAGGAGGUGGAGGCAAUGGAGGAGAUGGAGGAGGUGGAGGCUUUUGAGGUGAAACGAGGAAUCCUCGGGCGACGAUGAGAGGAUGAGAGAACGAGAAGACGAUGGAGGGGAUGGUAGGAAGGAGAGCAGGAUUGUGAAGACAAGGACGACGGAUAGCAGAGAUUGCGCGGAGGGUGAACUAUUGAAUGUGGCUAUGCAUAUUGGAUAGAGUGGCUUGACCUAAUCAUUAUAAUGAUUUAAUUGCUUUUAGCGGGGUCGUAUGUGUUUUGUGCCACCUGGCAGAAUCAUACUUUUUUAGAUAGGCCGGCGGGUUGUGUUGUUAGCCGUUUGUUUGUAUUUCUGUUUCUUGUUCUUCUUCUUCUUCUUUCUCUCAUCAUCAUCAAAAUAGACGAUCAACGCUCG